UUGUUGUUGUCUGAUUUUUACGAGCCCGGGCCACUGGAUAUCGGCACAGUCUGCGCCAGCCAUAAGCUACCCGGGUACCAAGGUGAAUUGGAGGAGGCUGCCGGUGACAUACGUCCCGUUCCCCCGAGUCUUCUUCUAUACCAUGAGCUCUGGCUCUGCCCAGGAUGCGGCGGUCGAGCAUUUCCUGCGUGACAUAGAGAGGCGGAGCAAGCGGCUACACUGCGCUGUGAUUGGCUGCGAGGAGGAGCGACCCCGCAGCGACAUGAACCUGCUGUAUCGUAAGAGCCGUUUGGACUGGAGGCAGAGGGACCAAGAGGGAAGCAAAAAGAGCUCCAAUCAAAACGACCCCUCGGCCACGGUUGGCAAAGUCAGAGACUUGGCUUCUUUCCGCCGGCACUUCCGGAUGGGUUUCAUGACCAUGCCGGCCUCCCAGGACCUGUCCCCUCACUCUUGUGCCUCCGCUAUGGCGCCGCGCUCGCAGUCGUGCCAUGCGGUCUGUGCCGGGGACACGGGUCUGGAAAACGGAGAUUACUCUGACACCCAGUCCCAACACUGUGGCCGCUGCCCACCGACCAAACCCAAACGCCACCCCAGCACUCGCCUCAGCUGCUCAUCCACUGACGGCAGAGGACUUCUUGACACACCGCCACCCCUUGCGUCCUCUCACUCACAGGCCAAACACUCAGAGAAGAAAAACGCCAUGAAGAAGUCUGACUCUGGAGAUGUCGGCGGAAAGAAGCUGCCUCCUUUAAAGCCCAAGAGAAGUCCCAGCACCCAGCUUUCCUUUGACCCUCUCCCUCCACGUGUGCCUCCUUCUGCCACAUCCUUGCCUUUUCAGGCAUCGGACUCUCAGAAUCAGACGGGGGACGGAGAGGAUGAGCCGGUCUAUAUCGAGAUGGUGGGCAAAGUGUUCACGAGAGACAGCCAGACGGCCACGCCCCACCCUGUCACACCCGUGGCCACCACGCCUGACUCUGACUCGGACCAGAGUGAGGCCAUCUAUGAGGAGAUGAAACACCCGCAGCAAGAGGACAGAGACUCCCACAGACGCCUCCCUCACAAACAUCAUAAACUGAAACACUCUAAACACUUCCGUGUCACCCCUUCCUCCUCCAGCAGCUCUUCCUCUCUGCCACGCCCCUCCUCUUCCUCUCCGUCCUACUCCAAAUCCAAAGCUACCGUGUCGAUCUCCCAUUCGUCUCCUCUCCCUUCCUCUGUGUCCUCCACCCCUGUCCCCCAGGUCCUCUCCACUAGUCCACACACCCCACGAGCUCCUACUCCCUACCUGCUAAAAGGGACGAAAUCCGAGUCAGAGUUCAACACGAAGAUCCCGGCCCCUUUCCCCAAUCUUCUACAGCACCGGCCCCCACUGCUUGCCUUCCCACAGCCUGCAGCAGCCUCCAGCGGGGUCGGGGUGCAAAACAAGUCUGCGUCUGCUAAAAUGGGAACUCAAACAUCCAGCGUGACAACUCAAGCCAGCACCUCCUCCGCAACUUGUUCGAAUGUCCCCUCGUCGCUGUCGAGCUCCAAGGAGUCGUCGGGAGGAAGUGCGUCUCAGCAGGACAAACACGGCAGGGAGGCCCAGUUGGGCCCCGCUCCCGGACUGAGAGCCAGGAGCCACUCCACACCUCUGCCCCCCUCUUCCAAAUCCACCUCCCCUUUCUCCCAUCACCACCACCACCCUCACCAUCGCCCCUCGCACUACCACCACUAUCGCAAGCCAGAGAGAGGAGACUCUCCCGCUCCACUCAAGAGCAGUUCUCAGAGCCAGGCCACCGUCCAGACCCAGACCUCCAGUACAGGCAGGGAGGGCAAGUCUGUUAGCUUCCUCUUGAAGUCUGAUAAAGGAGAGAGGGACAAAGACAGAGACAGGGAUAGGGACAGAGACAGGGUCAGAGACAGAGACAGGGACAGAGACAGAGAUAAAGAUAGGGACAGGGACCGAGAUAGGGAUCGGGGUAGAGACCGAGACAGAGACAGAGACCGGGACCGAGACAGAGACAGAGACCGGGACAAGGACAAGGAGAAAGACAGAGAUAGGGAUAAGGACAGAGAAAGAGACAGGGAUCGAGACAGGGAUGGAGGGCCGUACUCCUUACAGUUGGAUCACGCCCCGUCCACGUCUAAAAGCAGCACCAGCUCAACCCCGACACCAUUAUCUUCAUCCCAGCGUCCUCACUCUCGACCCCAUCUUCGCUCUCACACUCCUCACGGCCUGCCAACAUACAAGCCUCCCUCCUCGGACAGCCCCCUGCUGUGGACCUACCCCUCCGGGGGCUUCCGGAGACCGCCGGCUUACGAGAGCCUGCGAGGAAGCUCUCAGACGCCGUCCCUGCAGCAGCCCUCAAGUCUUCCUGGUCUGGGCGAGAGGGUAAUCAAGAGCAACGGAGGGUCUUCCUCUCUCCAUUCUAAAGUGUGCUUCAUGCCCUGGGACAGCAGUGCCAGCUUAGCUGCAGAUGAGGGAUCUUACUGGCCUAUGCAGAGGAAAUUGUCCUUCAGCCAUGGGAGCAGAGAGACAGAGAAGGACGAAGGGCGUGCGUGGAAUGGCAGUGCUGAUGCCCUACUAAGGAUGGAUAAGGAGGACCUUGGCACGGGGUCUCGAGGAGGCCACUCCGGCAUCCCAGUCCACUUCAGUGGUGCCACCAGCAGGUCGCUCGGUCACAGUGAGUCCCUCACUGGUGUGGACAGCAGCCCGGGGUUCAGAGCCCUGCCCAGAGCUGGUCUACCUCUUCCCUGCCAGACUUUCCCUGCCUGUCGCAAUGGAGAAGUGGGGCGGCUGGGCCGCUCCUCUGCUGCUGGAGUGAGACAGGCGGGUGGAGGAGACGUCCAGAGACAGAGCAGCCUACCAGCCCGAGAAGCCCUGAAUCAGCGCCUGUCUUCAUGCGGCUGGUUGACCCUCCCUCCGCCUGCACACGUGGCAGCGCUGCAUCCUCGUGGCCGUCCAGAGGAACUGCAGUUUGACUCUACAUGUGCUAGGAUUGGUUGCACUGCAGACAGCACUGCAGUGAUAAUGCAGAUUAUGUCUCAAUUGAAAUACUAUAAUAUACAAAAAUACAACAUAAAUUCACAUAUAUUUCUCCAUUGUGUUCAGCGGCAUGGUCUGGCCCAGCCUCAAGUGCCCUGCAGUCCCAGCAGUCCCAGUGUGUCUCGGCAGAAGCAGAAACUUCAGCUCCACCAGCAGCAGCUGCAGUUAAAGCAGCAGCUCCAGCAGCUUCAGCAACAGCACCACCUGCAGUUGCAGUUCCAGCAGCUCGCCCAGCUGGCGCAGGGACAGCCUCCUGUCAGCGGGGGCACCACCCAGUCCGCAGCGCAGAGCCAGAGAGACGGUAAGCUGCUGGAGGUCAUCGAGCGUAAACGCUGCCUGUGCAAAGAGAUCAAGACCCACCGGCGUCCUGACAAAAGCCUGUACAAGCAGGACAGCAUGCCUAUCCUCCCUAGUUGGAGACGGACACCUGAGCCUCGUAAGACUGGCAUGCCACCCUGCCAGAGGCCGCAGGCCGUCGUGUGGGACACAGCUAUCUGAGGCCUGCGAGUACAGCGCUGAAGAGAGAUGAGUUGAUGAUGGAUGAACAAUUGAUAAGAGAGAAGAGCAAAAUGGGUUUAGUAACGGGAACAGACAAUGACCACAGAUGAACAAGCGAGUUUUGUUCUUACUGUGUGAGAAACUCAUCGGAGAACAUUAAUGAAGAUUAUUGGAGACUUCGAACUUAUUUGGUAAAAAAACCCCCGAAAAACCCUGAGGAAAAAAAACAGGUUUUUGAAAGAGGUGGAGACCGGACGUAUUACAAUCAGACGAAAUUAAUCUCUGACCCGGGUGAUUUCUACUUGUUCUGUACUAUGUCCUUCUCAAUGUGUUCUAAUUGCCAAUGAUUUUUUUUGCCACAAAACACCAGUAUUGCCACACAAUAAAGAUGCCAUCAUAAGAAUGGGUGGGAUGUUUUCUCAAAUUGGUGUUGCCAAAUUUCCUCCUGACUACUUGAGACAUAAAGGGAUCAUACAUUUUCUCCAACAUAAAGUUGUCCAACUUGCAUAAAAACGACUGCGGAUGAGAAAAGGCGAGACUCAUUGCUAAGUUAUUGAAGUGUUUCUUGAAAUUGUGAAUGCUUAUGAGAUGUCUUGGGAUCAAUAGAUUGUCAUUGUGGAUGCAAAUAAUCAUCACUGAGGAGUAAAAGCUACCGACUGUAUCUGUUUGCAUAUUUGUAAUGUAAAUCUAUUUACUUUCUCAACGUUUCUGCAAUUUUAUAGCAAUAUGCUCUGGACGCUGGAGCAACAUAAUUAAAGACUUGUGUCAACUAGCCUAACAUACAUAUCUAAGACUUGAAUAAGUCAUAUUUACUGUCAUUCUCUGCAUGUCACAAUAGACAUACAGCAUUGUAAAUGAAUAUGUGUAGAGAUGAUCAUGUCGGACUUUUACAUACAGCAGAUAACACGUGGUUGUAUACAAAGAUGAAUAUUUCUCUUGGGGGUAUAUUGUUAGGGAAGGGUGUGCGACCGAUGGCACAUAGUGUGUGCAGUCCAGCCAAAUAUAGAUACAGAUCAAUGGUACACAAAGUUCAUCGCCCAUGCUUAUCCACAGUUGCACAUUAGUGAUUGUUCCACCACACAGGAAAACAAGAACUGACGCCCAUCAACACAGACAAUAUGGUGCAACUGAUAAGACUGAGUAUUGAUCACCUCAAACAGAAUGCUGGAACAAUCUGCACAAAACAUGGUAUAAAAGUAGGAGAAAUUAAACCCUAAUGUACUGUAAAUAGAUAUGUACAACUGUAUUGAAAAUGUAGCAAUUAUUUCCAUUUUCAUACUUGUAAUCAAUACAUAUUAUGUAGCAUAUACUGUAUAAACAUAACUUUGUUCACUUGUUUUUUCUAAAAGAAUUAAGUACUUUAUCUGCUGCAGCCAGUCCAUGCAUUACUUAUAGUUCGACUAAACAGUAAGCCCUCUAGAGAAAGGCAUGGUCCAACAGUUUAUUUAAAUUUAUGCAAGACUCCCUUUAAGCUGUGUUAUUGUUUUAUUUAUACCCCCUUUUUUCUACAUUAAUUUUUAUUUGUGUACAGAUUUCAACAGCUCGUGGUCUUGACAUUUUGAAUACUUUGCUGCUAUCUUGAACUACUGGUGUUGUUCAUUCAACCACACCGUGUUACCAUAAGAAACAUUAAUAGAGUGGUUAUUGUUACAUAUUUGUUUUAUUUCUGAAAGCUACAUGAAAUGAAGUUUGUACCUUGAAGAGUGAACCCUUCUGUAAUAUUAUUAAGGCACUUGAAUGUC
Messenger RNA from Pseudoliparis swirei, 5265 nucleotides. RefSeq names its product neuronal tyrosine-phosphorylated phosphoinositide-3-kinase adapter 1. Gene Ontology annotation, biological process: neuron projection morphogenesis; phosphatidylinositol 3-kinase/protein kinase B signal transduction. Bases 143 to 3523 code for a protein of 1126 amino acids. The transcript is spliced from 7 exons. NCBI's taxonomy places the organism in Eukaryota, Metazoa, Chordata, Actinopteri, Perciformes, Liparidae. The record is from RefSeq and is a predicted model, not a curated record.